Molecule: messenger RNA, 225 nt
Organism: Cylicocyclus nassatus
Lineage: Eukaryota; Metazoa; Nematoda; Chromadorea; Rhabditida; Strongylidae
Source: the annotation of a GenBank genome assembly
AUGCGGUUGGACGAUUUCUCACAAAGCGUGAAAGACAAGUAUUCUGCGAGGGUGCAGGAGCUGUUGGCAGCGCUUCCAGUUGUGAAGCAAGACAAGUUUCAAGGACUGGAAUUCAAGAACUUACAACCAAACACAUUCGAAAACGCAAAAUUGCCGUUUACUGUUUGUAUUCUCUUACCAAUCAAUAAAGGAGCAUAUAAAGAGGAAGAAAAGAAAACAGACUGA